UGUCCCUCCUGCAGUGUCCCCGGCAAUGUCCUCCGGCCGAUGCCGGCAUCUGUCUUCCAGGUUCCGUUCCCUGCGACGUUAGGACGUACGGGGACAGAACGGCGGGAAAUUAAAAAAUUUGAAAAAUAAUGUUUUACUGUGUGAUUUUUAGUGUAUCAAAGCAUUUCACAUACAUCUUGUCCCUAGUGCUUUGUCCUGUGCCCUGCCUGCAUUUUUACCGUUCUUUCUGCCUGGAAACUCAGAAACGUCCAUGGUGUCCAAAAUGUGUCCCUUUAGGUCAAAAGCGGUUUUAGACCAGCUAGAGAACAGCGAUAGUAAAUUAGAACCACUUGCAGAAUUGA
Messenger RNA from Staurois parvus, 341 nucleotides. NCBI's taxonomy places the organism in Eukaryota, Metazoa, Chordata, Amphibia, Anura, Ranidae. The record is from the annotation of a GenBank genome assembly.